Molecule: messenger RNA, 1974 nt
Organism: Diospyros lotus (date-plum)
Lineage: Eukaryota; Viridiplantae; Streptophyta; Magnoliopsida; Ericales; Ebenaceae
Product: pentatricopeptide repeat-containing protein At1g02150-like
Exons: 2
Coding region: 189-1694 (501 amino acids)
Cellular component (GO): mitochondrion
Molecular function (GO): protein binding
Source: RefSeq, a predicted model, not a curated record
ACUCUUAUAGGUUGUGACACAAGCUUAAUUUAUGAGUUGGGCACACAAAUAAUAAUAAUAAUAAUAACUACCUAACACUAGCCAUGAGAUUAUGUUCAAAUACAAAUCAAAGCAAUUGGAAGGCCUUGGCUCUGUAAAACCCAAGCCGCUCCUGUCUCACCUGGUGCGUGGAUUUCGUCAAAACCAAAAUGCUUAUCCAAUCCGGCAUUGUACGAUCUCCCCUGCAACACAACCAUGUUUCUCUCGCUCACUCUCUCUCCUUUCCCGCCGGUUUUCCCAGUUCGGCAUUUCUUCGAACAGUUAGAGCGCGUAAGCCACCCAUGGUAACGGUUAGGUGUUCGAUAUCACAGGUCCACAGCUACGGGACUGUGGACUACGAGGGGAGGCCGCCAAUCAAAUGGAACGCUGUGUACAGGAGGAUAUCGAUGAUGGAGGACCCGGAAAUGGGUUCUGCAACUGUGCUGAACCAGUGCGAGAAAGAAGGCAAGAGGCUCACCAAGUGGGAGCUUUGUAGAGUUGUUAGACAGUUGAGGAAGUUCAGGCGUUAUAAGCCUGCUCUUGAGGUAUAUGAGUGGAUGAACAACAAAAAAGAGAGGUUUAGAACAUCCACCACCGACACAGCAAUUCAAUUAGAUCUAAUUGCCAAAGUGCAGGGAAUUAUAAGUGCUGAAAAUUUUUUCCUGAAGCUGCCAGAUACAUUGAAGGACAAUCGUACUUAUGGGGCUCUUCUUAAUGCUUAUGUCCGGGCUCAAAUGAGAGAGCAGGCGGAAUCUUUAAUGGAGAAAAUGAGAGAUAGAGGUUAUGCCAGGAAUGCACUUCCUUUCAAUGUGAUAAUGACUCUCUAUUUGAACCUUAAAGAUUAUGAUAAAGUUGACUUGGUUGUUUCCCAGAUGGAGGAGGAAAAUAUACCUUUAGAUAUAUACUCUUAUAACAUCUGGUUAUCAUCUUGUGGAUACCAAGGAUCUGUCGGGAAGAUGGAACAUGUGUUUUUACAGAUGAAACUUGACAGAACCAUCAAUCCAAACUGGACAACGUUCAGCACAAUGGCUUCAAUGUAUAUUAAACUGGGACAGAUGGAAAAAGCUGAGGACUGCCUAAAGAAGGUUGAGACUAGAAUCACAGGUCGGAAUAGAAUUUCUUAUCAUUAUCUCAUUAGUUUGUAUGGCGGUGUUGGCCUCAAGGAGGAGGUUUAUCGCAUCUGGAACAUUUAUAAAUCAAUUUUUCCGUCUAUUUCAAAUUUGGGUUACCAUACUAUGAUCUCUUCUUUGAUCCGGCUUGGUGAUAUCAGAGGGGCAGAACAGAUUUUUGAGGAAUGGUUGUUGGUUAAAUCAACUUAUGACCCUAGAAUAGUGAAUCUUCUCAUGGGUUGGUAUGUUAGAGAAGGGCUUUUUGAGAAGGCUAAAGGUUUGUUUGAUGAAAUGGUGGAAGGAGGAGGAAAGGCAAAUUCAAGCACAUGGGAGAUUCUUGCAGAAGGGCACAUAAGAGGGAAGAGGAUUUCCGAGGCAUUGUCCUGCCUUAAGGAGGCUGUCUUGGUCGAGCGAUCCAAAACCUGGAAACCGAAGCCUGCUAACAUUUGUUCCAUUCUGAAGCUAUGCGAACAAGAAGGUGACUCGGGAAGCAAGGAUUAUUUGGUGGGGUUGUUGAGGCAAACGGGUUUUCUUGACGAUGAAGCUUAUGAGCCCUACAUCCUUUAACCAUCAGGGUGGCUGCUCGCGAGGAACAGAUAAUAGAGAGAGGUAGAACGGAUGUUGAAGUCGAGGAGGGAGCCAAAAUACUUCUCAACAAACUGGAGGGAAGGUUAUAACAGUCUUCUCCUUUUCUAUUAGUUUGCCGGAGGAUCUUGAGGCUGGUUGGCUUUCCCUCUUUUUUUUUUUUUUAACAAUUUUUAAGUUGAUGGAUUUUUAAGUUGUGUAAAUCUUAAAGAGUGAAUAGCAUAUAAGUUGAUAACGUAUUUGAAUAAAUGUAUUUUUAAUA